CCAUGAUACGUGCUAUUUCGUAUAUCUUUGGUGAACUGAAUGUAACUGAAUUAGUAUUACCAGUUUCUAUUGACUACUUUUUGAAGGAUCAAGUGCAUUUAUAUUUCGCUCUUUUUAACGAAUAUGUAAUGUUAAUUGUCUUAAGCACAAUAGGAAUAGCACACUCUUCUAUAUUUGUGUCACUUAUUCAGCACGCCUGUGCUCUGUUCAAUAUCGUUGCAUGGAAGAUAGAGGAAGAAUAUAAAAAGAAUUUGCAUAAUUUCUAUCAUGCAGGCAAUUAUGACAAAGAAUAUAAGUCGAUCAUCGACAUCAUAGAGUACUAUGAUAAUGCCAUUUAGUUCGUAUCUAAUUUUACAAAACAAUACUUAAUGCU
This is a messenger RNA of Vespa mandarinia (Asian giant hornet), 373 nucleotides long. RefSeq lists its product as uncharacterized. Gene Ontology annotation, biological process: sensory perception of smell; detection of chemical stimulus involved in sensory perception of smell. Gene Ontology annotation, cellular component: plasma membrane. NCBI's taxonomy places the organism in Eukaryota, Metazoa, Arthropoda, Insecta, Hymenoptera, Vespidae. The record is from RefSeq and is a predicted model, not a curated record. Gene Ontology annotation, molecular function: odorant binding; olfactory receptor activity.